Messenger RNA from Colossoma macropomum (tambaqui), 3771 nucleotides. RefSeq names its product carbohydrate (N-acetylgalactosamine 4-0) sulfotransferase 14 (gene chst14). The record is from RefSeq and is a predicted model, not a curated record. Gene Ontology annotation, biological process: carbohydrate biosynthetic process; dermatan sulfate proteoglycan metabolic process. Bases 146 to 1237 code for a protein of 363 amino acids. Gene Ontology annotation, molecular function: sulfotransferase activity. NCBI's taxonomy places the organism in Eukaryota, Metazoa, Chordata, Actinopteri, Characiformes, Serrasalmidae. Gene Ontology annotation, cellular component: membrane. The transcript is spliced from 2 exons.
CCAAAUAGUUUUUUGGAAGAGCUGAAAACUUGUGCGGACGAGAGACGGAAUGGGUAUGCGAUAGUCCGGCCGCCUUCUUUUCGUGGAGAGAACAAAGAAACCAGAAAAGAAAACCUCAAGACGGAGGACGGGACUCGGCUUCGCCAUGCCGCCUCGGAAGCCGGAGAGCGGGCUGAAGCGGGUUAGCGUGACUCGGAGCCGCUCGAUGCUGAGCUCCGGUCGACACUCGGCCGUUCUGCCCUCCGUGCUCACUUUCGCCGUGAUCGUGGCGUCCGGCGGCCUGCUGCUGCUCAUCGAGAAGGGCAUGCUGAACAGAGUGGACACCCCGUCGCCGCUCGCCAACGGCAGGAGACCGGACUUCUUCUACAUGAGGCAGCAGGAGCCCGCUGUGGACGUGGAAUCGCAGUUUUUGCAGGAGAUCCGGAACCGCACCAUAAGGGCCAUGUGCGGCCAGAGGAACACGCCCCACAGCGUGUGGUCCCUCAGCCCCCUGCAGAGGAAGACCCUGCUGCAGCACAUCCUGGUGAACGAUGAGCACCGCUUCCUCUACUGCUACGUGCCCAAGGUGGCCUGCUCCAACUGGAAGCGGGUGCUGAAGGUGCUGAGCGGUGCGCUGGCGCAUGUAGACGUCAAGGGGAGGAUGGACCACCAUGCGGACCUCGUCUUCUUGUCCAGCUUCUCGCCGGAAGAGAUCCGGCACCGGCUGCGGCACUACUUCAAGUUCACAUUUGUGCGUGAGCCCAUGGCACGUCUGCUUUCCGCCUACCGCAACAAGUUUGGCGAGAUCAAAGCGUACCAGCGCAAGUACGGCGCUGAGAUUGUGCGGAGGUACCGCAAAGGGCACGCGAAGGACGGGAGGAUGGCGGCAGGUGAUGAUGUGACGUUCACCGAGUUUGUGCGCUACCUGCUGGACGAGGAUGCAGAGCGCAUGAAUGAGCACUGGAUGCCCAUUCAUAACCUCUGCCAGCCGUGCGCCGUGGAGUAUGACUUCAUAGGCUCGUACGAGCAGCUGGAGAGCGACGCGGCGUACGUUUUGGAGCGCGUGGGGGCGCCAUCGCACGUGCGCUUCCCUGAACGCCAAACAUGGUACAAGCCUGUUACCAAGGAAACUCUGCAUUAUUACCUGUGCAGCGUCCCUCAGAAGCUGCUGCGGGAACUUUUGCAGAAGUACAUUCUAGACUUCUCCUUCUUCGGCUACUCGCUGCCCAACAUAACCACUGAGUACUGUCGACACUAGCAAACACUUGACCGGGGCUGUUCCUAUUGUACAGCUAUAUUAAGCCCUUUUGCUUUCGUAUUCUAUGGAAGUUACAAUAUUUUAGUAUUUUUUUCAGAUGUUUUCCUUGUACAGAAUUGGGGAUAUGUUUGAUUACAGCACAUGAGAGCUAUUUAAGUUGUAACCACUAUUUAGAACUGGAAUUACUGCACAUCUGUAGAAAGAGGCAAGGUUACUAACAAGUGAAAUCUAUUUUUAUGUACUAAGUAAUAAUAUUGCUACAUAUGGGGAGAAAUAUUAUACUGUGCUGGGCACAAAGCUGUGAUUUUACACAAGCACAAGAUUAGCUCUGCAUUUCAAUACUGUUUUAACGUGUCCUUGUAGAAUUCCCCUCACAGCGGAAGUGUUCAAGUGGCCACUUGCAGGACAAGGGGAGAAGAAGACAAUGAGAAGCAUGUUUUUUUCCAAUGGAAGUGAUUUUCUUGUCAGUUUGCACAAUAUGGGUCAGCCUCUCAGAGGGGGGUUAAGCCUAGGUCUGGACUACCCCAAAUUCUGAAUGGAGAUCCUCCAUUAAAAGGAAAUUCCAGGACAAGGCUUAAUCCCUGACCAGGAAACCGACCCUGUGGUCUAGUUUUGUGGACAUGGAUUAAGCCUAGUCCAUGACCAAAUUGUAAUGUCAGCGGUGAUUUAUCAUUGAAAAGCCUUUUUAGUCUAGGUUUAGCUUAAUCUGGCUUGCCGGAAACCAGUCCUAUAAGUUGGCUUCAAACGGUGUGAAGUUGUACUGGCGAGUGACUUUAAUUACAUCAGCAGUCGUAUAAAACAGAUAGAGUAGUUCACUAUAUAGGGCUCAAAUGUUUUUAUGAAGUAUUUUAUUGUAAUUUACUAUAUAGAGCCCAAAUGUUUUAUUAAGUAUUUGUAAUAUAAACUAUUUUAGUGCACCAGCAUACACUUCUAAGCAGCUUUGUCUGCCAUUUUUAUUUGAAGUUUGAAAAGGACACACAGUUGGAUCGUAGUGAUUUGCUCCAGUCAUCUCUGUGAAGUUUUGCUCCUGCAGGCUCCAUUUGUUAUCUUGCUCCCUUGCCCCUCUAAGGGGUCAUCCAACAAUCUGCAUUUGAGCUAAUAUAGCCUGUGUGUCAAAAUACUGCAAGAUAAUCAAUUUUUAAAUCCCUUGAGUGUUAGCUGAGCUAGCUAGUAAACAGCGACUAGGCUGUCACCAUGACAUCAGUACAAUUUCACUUCUCUACAAACACUUAAUAUCAGGCAUCGGCUUUAUUGGUAGCGCACCCACAACCCUGCAGCAUAUCGUAAAGCUCUGAAAGUAAGAAGGCUGGGCUUCGUAACUCGGACAAAAGCCGAGCAUUUUGAGGGUAAAGCAGGCUAAAAUAAAACACUAAUAGUUACGUUUUUCUGAAUUUGUAUUUCAGUGUUUCCUCAGUAACUAAACACAUAUAGCAUUAUUAAAGUUUAUUUCUGGGGAUCCCACUAAUUUUGAUUUUGAGGCUUCCCAGGGUCCAAAUGGUUCAUUAGGGGGUCCCCAAGGAUACCAUGUAUUUUAUUCCUUGAAUAGAGUAGUGGAGCGACCCUUUAGAUGGCGUCAGGGAUUCUCCUAAGGUCAAAUGGUGAGGUCAGAGUGGAGUGAGGAUAGUAAAUACAGUACUGAAACAGAGGGUCAGACAUUCUAUCAUAGUUUUUUUUAAAUGUCAUUUAUAUAACUCUUAGGUUUUUUUCUUUAUUCAUACUUUUCAGAGAUGUAAAAGCCCAUACUCUGCAUUUUUCGUUUAUUUUAUUUCUUCCCCCAAAGUCACCUUUUAGGUCAACUUUUUAUUGUCAGUGUUUUGUGUGUCUGUGAGGAAGAAAGUUGUCCACUUUUGUAUGACCAUUGUCUAACCUUUCAUUAUCUCUUAAACACGCUGUUUAUGGUACUGUGCCUUUAAGCUUGAUGUAUGUGAAUGAUCUCUGUUCUGAUUGGCUGCCCUGUACUGUACCUCAAUCCAAAAGCAGUCAGGGCUGGAACACUCAUUAUUACUUUAAUGUGAACGGGCGGGGCUAAACUGCUGUAGGCUGAAUAGGCAUAUAUAUAUAUAUAAGUAAACUUGUUUUACAGCUUUGUUUUGGUAUGUGGACUGUAUGGACUGAGGUGUGAAUGGUACAUUUUGAAACUUAUAGAAACUGAUAGAGUUUACAUACUACAUCAGUACAGCCUCUAUGAUGACAUUUUUAAGCUGUUUCUGUCUGAAGUAGGGAAAACCCUUAAUAUACACCGAUCAGGCAUAACAUUAUGACCACCUCUUUGUUUCUACGCUCAUUGUCCAUUUUAUCAGCUCCACUAACUAUAUAGGUGCACUUUGUAGUUCUACAAUUAGAACGACAAGUUAUUUCCACUCCUACAAGACCAGACUCCUGUCUCUUUGAAUGGGGAAAGCCGUAUAAAUCAACCAGUCACUUUAAGUACACCUACUUACAUCUACACUCUAUUUUAUCAGCUCCACUUUCCAUAAAGGUGUAUUUUGGAGUUCUACAAUUACAGACUGUAGUCCAUCUGUUUCUCUGCAUAC